Molecule: messenger RNA, 950 nt
Organism: Diospyros lotus (date-plum)
Lineage: Eukaryota; Viridiplantae; Streptophyta; Magnoliopsida; Ericales; Ebenaceae
Product: AT-hook motif nuclear-localized protein 15-like
Exons: 1
Coding region: 32-853 (273 amino acids)
Cellular component (GO): nucleus
Molecular function (GO): DNA-binding transcription factor activity; minor groove of adenine-thymine-rich DNA binding
Source: RefSeq, a predicted model, not a curated record
UUGUUUUUGGAAAUUUUUUGAAGAAUUAGAAAUGGCAGAGGGGUGGUGGGUCGGGAAUGUGGCGAUGGACCCGAUGCCUUCGUCUUCAAUGUCGUCCCUUCAACUUAUAAGCACCUAUGGUGAUGACUACAUUAGCGGAAGCAACAACGAUCCUAACCCUAAAACCAAAAAUGUUGACCCCAAAAAUGAAGAAGGACAAGAGAAAGAUCAGGAUCAGAGCGUGCUUGAAGUUUCUGAACCAACCACUAUCGCACGCCGACCUAGAGGCCGACCGCCGAGUUCAAAGAAUAAGUCGAAGCCACCAACAAUCAUCACCAAGGAAAUGCCCAACACCCUAUUCAGCAGCAUACUAGAAAUUGGCAAUGGCGCUGACAUUGUGAAAAGCAUUUCCACCUUUGCUGAACGCCGCCACUGUGGAGUGGCAGUGCUCAGUGGUAGUGGCAUAAUCACUGAUGUGACUCUCCAGCAACCAGGUGGUUUUGGUGGAGUGAUUGUGCUCCAAGGAAGGUUCGAGAUACUGUCUUUAUCAGGUGUGUUCUUACCAGUGCCAUCACCAGUGAAGGCCAAUGGGUUAACGGUGUACUUAGCUAGUGGACAAGGGCAGGUGGUGGGAGGAGUUGUGGCAGGUCCGUUGGUGACAUCAGGGCCGGUGAUAGUGGUGGCAGGGACUUUCGCAAACGCGGAAUAUGAGCGACUGCCGAUGAAAAAAGAUGAGGAAACGAUGAAGGUGACUAUAGAAACAUCUCAAGCUCAUGGUUUAGCUUAUCAAUCCCCAUCUUUGCUUGUACACAAUGUUCCUGCCAAUGUCCUACGCAAUGCUCAAAUGUCCAAUCAUCAACCAAUGUGGGCUUAACCACCAUUGCACUCGAAUGCUCAAAGAGAGAACUCUAAAGCCUGGGUAGUUGUGGUGUUUUGCUGAGUAUGUAGUUGUGUUUUCUAUAUAUUUGUUU